Lathyrus oleraceus (garden pea) is the source of this 1203-nucleotide messenger RNA. RefSeq lists its product as uncharacterized. The transcript has a single exon. Bases 1 to 1203 code for a protein of 400 amino acids. NCBI's taxonomy places the organism in Eukaryota, Viridiplantae, Streptophyta, Magnoliopsida, Fabales, Fabaceae. The record is from RefSeq and is a predicted model, not a curated record.
AUGGUUUCUGAGUUGAUUGAUAGCAAUAUUCUGUCUUUUAGAGAUAUGAGACCUAACGUGAAGAAUAAUCCUCUUCCCGUCCAUAUAAACCCUGCAGUGAAUGCAAUUGAAGAUGUCUCUGAUGACUUUGUGGUUGAGAAGGUUGAUGAUGUUAAAACUCCUUUGGCAGUAUUCCAUGCCCGAUUAGUGGAAGCUGGCUUGAUUGAUAUUCGUCAUAACAAUUGUGAAGAUUGUGCCAUACAUCCAAGAGGAAGUCGGAUGGUACAUGAUAAUAUCCAAGACUUGAUAAACCAAGGAGUACUGCAAAUCUCCAACAUUGCAAGAAAUGAAGAUGUGUCAGUAAUUGAACCUUAUUUCAAUUUACCUGAGCCAGUUGAAAUCCCUUACAAUAGUAAGGGAUUUGUUCCUUCAGAUAGUCAUCUGUCACCCAUUGUGAUUUACAUGCCUAUGUCGUUUCCAUAUGAGAACACCAAGGUUGUGCCUUGGAAAUAUGAUAUUAAUGCGGUGGAUAAGAUCUUUGAAGGAAGUGAAGAUGGUAAAGGUUUAGAAGCUGUGAAUGAAGAUGUCACCAAUAUUGCAGGAAUGAGCAGAAUGACCCAUAGUGGUCAAAUUUAUACACCUGAAUUCAAUAUGACUCCUCAAAUACCAACUAAGGAAGCUACAAUUAUGGUUCCUGCCGAAGAACCUAAAGUUGUCCAGUCUGAAGAUGCGGUUGAAUUCUUGAAGUUAAUCAAGAUAAGUGAUUACAAAGUCGUGGAUCAUCUGCAUCAAACACUGUCUAAAAUCUCUAUUCUAUCUCUGCUUUUGAACUCCCAAGCUUAUAUGGAGGAUUUAUUGAAGGUGCUUUCUCAAGCCCAUGUAGCACAAAGCAUAACAGUAGACCAGUUUGAUGGGAUGGUUGCAAACAUCACCACUCGCAAUACUUUAAGCUUCAGUGGAGAAGAACUACCUGAAGAAGGGAAAAAUCAUAAUCAUGCUCUCCACAUCUCAGUAAAGUGCAAAGAUGAUGCAUUGGCAAGAGUUUUGGUUGAUAUUGGAUCUUCUUUAAAUGUGAUGUCGAAGAGAACACUUGCUAAAUUAUUUUAUCAAGGACCCGCCAUGAAGCCUAGUGCCUUGGUAGUGAAAGCUUUUUAUGGUUCUCGGAAAACCGUGAUUGGAGAGGUAGAACUGCCCAUAUUGAUUGGCCCAAGUUAUGAAUAUUAA